Messenger RNA from Trichosurus vulpecula (common brushtail), 1173 nucleotides. Its product is annotated as pyruvate dehydrogenase E1 component subunit alpha, mitochondrial-like. Gene Ontology annotation, molecular function: pyruvate dehydrogenase (acetyl-transferring) activity. NCBI's taxonomy places the organism in Eukaryota, Metazoa, Chordata, Mammalia, Diprotodontia, Phalangeridae. The record is from RefSeq and is a predicted model, not a curated record. Gene Ontology annotation, biological process: pyruvate decarboxylation to acetyl-CoA. The transcript has a single exon. Gene Ontology annotation, cellular component: intracellular membrane-bounded organelle. The coding region runs from base 1 to 1173 and encodes 390 amino acids.
AUGCCCAAAAUGCUCCUGGUGGUUUCCCGUCUGCUGAGGAACGCCUGCCCAAAACCACCUGGAAGAGUGUCUUUGGCAGCCCGUACCUUUGUAAACGAAGCUUCGUUUGACAUUAAGAAAUGUGACCUUCAUCGGCUUGAGGAGGGCCCUCCCAGCCAGGCAGUUCUCACUAGAGAGGAAGGACUCAAGUAUUACAAGUUAAUGCAGACUGUUCGUCGGAUGGAAUUGAAGGCAGACCAGCUGUACAAGCAAAAGAUCAUCCGCGGCUUCUGCCACUUGUACGAUGGUCAGGAAGCUUGUUGCGUGGGGAUCGAGGCCGCUAUAAAUCCUUCGGAUCACAUGAUUACAGCCUAUAGAGCUCACGGCUUUAGCUAUGUCCGUGGACUUUCCGCUAGAGAAAUCAUGGCCGAGCUGACGGGGCGAAGAGGGGGCUGCGCUAAAGGCAAGGGAGGCUCGAUGCACAUGUACGCCAAGAAUUUCUAUGGGGGCAACGGCAUUGUCGGAGCCCAGGUGCCUCUGGGAGCUGGCGUUGCCCUGGCCUGUAAGUACGAAGGAAAUGGUGACGUCUGUUUUGCUUUGUACGGAGAUGGUGCCGCUAAUCAGGGUCAGAUAUUUGAAACAUACAAUAUGGCAGCUCUGUGGAAAUUGCCUUGUAUUUUUGUUUGUGAGAAUAAUCGAUACGGAAUGGGAACUUCUAUAGAGAGAGCAGCAGCCAGCACAGACUAUUACAAAAGAGGAGACUUUAUUCCAGGGAUGAGAGUAGAUGGUAUGGAUGUUUUGUGUGUCCGAGAGGCAGCAAAAUUUGCAGCUGCCUACUCUAGAUCGGGAAAGGGCCCCAUAAUAAUGGAACUACAGACAUAUCGUUAUCAUGGACACAGCAUGAGUGACCCUGGUGUCAGUUAUCGUUCUCGGCAGGAAGUUCAGGAAGUGAGGAGUAAGAGUGACCCUAUCAUGCUUCACAAAAAUAGGAUGGUACACAGCAACCUUGCCAGUAUUGAAGAAUUAAAGGAGAUUGAGAUUGAAGUAAGGAAAGAGAUUGAGGAUGCUGCCCAGUUUGCUACAGCUGAUCCAGAGCCACCUUUGGAAGAAUUAGGCUAUCACAUCUACUCGGGCCAUCCACCUUUUGAAGUUCGUGGUGUGAAUAAAUGGAUCAAGUACAAAUCUGUAAGCUAA